UUUAAAGCGGGUUAUUGACAUCCUUUUUCAUUUCCUUGCCACUUGCGUACAGACAUACUCACUACUGCUUAUGUAGUUGAUGGUGACAGAAGAUAAGAAUCCUACAACACCUUUAUCAAAUAGUUAAAAUGAUCAACACAAUGAAGCUGAGUGCUGUUUGUUUACUGCUAUAUAUCACACAAGUUGACUUUUCACAAGUUUCAGCUAUGUGUUUUAGCCCAACGGCUUUUAAGUUAAGCAACAAAUGCUUUGAGGUGUUCGAUACUCCGAUGACCUGGCUAGAGGCUGAGAAAACCUGCUUUACAUUUACGGAAAGACGGUCACUGGCCAAAGUUUCGACAAUGAAUGAAUUAUCUUUUCUAAACUUUCUAAAGCCAAACGGUUAUAAAGAAAUGUGGCUUGGAGCUAAUGACCCUACACAUGAUGGUAAAUGGGUGUGGCAAGAUGGAACUAUUGCCAACUUAAGCUCGUUAUGGAGCCCUAAUGAGCCUAAUAACGCAGACGGAGAUGAAUAUUGUCUUGAGAUUUUCAGAGAUGGAAAAUUAAACGAUGAAUCAUGUGAUAGAUUGCGUCCAUUUGUUUGCAUGGAACUGACUGCUAAACUAAAGUGCGACAAAAGGACUGAAAAGAUAUGCGACGAUGGAGAAUGCAUCCCCGAUAGUUAUUGGUGUGAUGGAGCCAUGGACUGUAUGGAUGAAUCAGAUGAGUACCAUUGUUCCAUCAUGUACACAAAUUGUCGUUAUAAUGAGUUCCAAUGUUCUUUACCUGUGCAUGAUGCACAGUGUAUCCAUCUCUCUUGGCUGUGUGAUGGUGAAAUGGACUGUCAAGAUGGAAGUGAUGAGGUCAACUGUAAGUUUAUAAAAGUUGUUUUAACUUAAACACGUUCUGGAUAUUAAUUGAUGAUGUAAAUUGAAACAAUAUAUUCUGGGUUUUAGGUACACAACGUGAUUGCCCACCUAAUCACAAGCACUGCGACAUUAACCAUUGUAUUUCAAGUGAUUGGUUUUGUGACGGAGAGUUUGAUUGUAACGACAAAUCUGACGAAGCCAACUGUAAUGUUACAA
Messenger RNA from Physella acuta, 1064 nucleotides. Its product is annotated as C-type lectin mannose-binding isoform-like. Gene Ontology annotation, cellular component: plasma membrane. Gene Ontology annotation, molecular function: protein binding. The record is from RefSeq and is a predicted model, not a curated record. NCBI's taxonomy places the organism in Eukaryota, Metazoa, Mollusca, Gastropoda, Physidae.